AUGACCUCACCGCUUCCCGUGCCUCUUGGUGUGACGCUCGCCUUCUUUGACGAUUUUAUCGCGUCCCAUGGCGGCGAGGCGGCGUUCGUCGGCCUCACGACUGCCCAAGUGAGCACGUCGUUUCUGAUGCCGACGACCGCGCACACCAAACUCUCGCUUGUCGAGCAGCUUACGAAUGCCCCGUUUGUGCAGCCCGCGCGCUACUUUGUGUCGCACGCGUGGAAGUACCUCUUUCUGGACGUCGUCGAGAGCCUCCGCCUCUUCUUCGCCGAGAAACCAUUGACCGAGCACGUUGUCUGGUUUGAUCUCUUUUGCAAUUCGCAGCACGACACGACCAUCAAGCCCUUCUCAUGGUGGACGACAACCUUUCGGAGCUCGAUUGGCGCGAUCCAAAAUGUCAUUAUGGUGCUCUUGCCGUGGGACCGGCCGAUUCCGCUCACCCGCGCGUGGUGCGUCUUUGAGAUCUUUGCGACCGUCUCGACGAAAAGUGCCUUCCACGUCGCGAUGACGCGCGCCGAGACGGACCGGUUCGCCGAUCACGUGAGCGUCGACACCUUCUACGACAUGCUGGGCCAUGUCAAGAGCGAGGCGUGCGAAGCCUUCAAACCCGAGGACAAGGCGCAGAUUACAGCAGCGAUCAUCGAAGCCAUUGGGUUUACGGCCAUGGACAACCUGGUGUUUCAGGUCUUUGGCGCGUGGAUGGCGACGACACUAGAAGCCAAGAUUGCAUCGACCUCGGAUGUUCUCCAAGCCAACUGGCAGCUCAAGCUCGGGUCGCUUUGCCAAGCCCAAGGCAAGUUUGCCGACGCGGAGCGGCUUCUUGACGCGGCCGUCGCCACCAAGAAGCAGUGUGCGGGACCAGACGCCGCGGAGACCCUCGUUGCGAUGGAGCGGCUGGCGACCUUGUACAACGAACAAGGCCAAUUCGCGCGCGCCGAAGAGGUUCUUGGACACUGCCAUCUCGGCUGGGAAAAGCUCGGCCUCGCUGAGACCGCGCCAGCCGCCAUCAUCGCGCUCGAGACACUGGCGACGACGCUGCAGAACCUCGGCAAGUACGAUGCCGCGGAGGCCAUUUACGUCAAGUGCAUUGGCCGACGCCGGCAGGUGAGUGGCGACGACCAUGAAAGCACGCUUGUUUGCAAGAGCAACCUCGCGACGCUAUACGAAGAGCGAGGUGAGUACCACAAGGCAUCGCCGCUCUUGAACGAGUGCUUGGCGGCGUCGAUUAUGACGCUUGGCCCCGACAACCCGCGAACGCUCACGCUCAAGAACAACGUUGCGGCCAACUUGAACAACUUGCGUCACUUUGACGCGGCGGCCGCGCUGUACGUCGAGUGCCUCACGGACAGCGAGCGUCUUCUGGGCGUCGACCACCCAAGCACGCUGGCUACCAUGAACAAUGCCGCCGCCAACUUUGCCGCUCAGAAAAAGCUGACCGACGCCGAGGUGCUCUACACGACCUGCGUCGAGCGGAGCAAGCGCGUACUCGGACAUGAGCACCCGAGCACAUUCAUGACAAUGAGCAACCUCGCGAGCUUGCUCCGGGAGGCCCAAAAGACCAACGCCGCCGAGCUCCUGUUUCAAGAGGUGCUUGCGAUUAGCACCAAAGUGCUCGGUCCGUCGCACCCCAACACACUCACGACCAUGUCCAACCUCGGCCAAAUGUACGAACAGGAGGGCAAACUGGACGCUGCGCUAGCGCUCCUCGUCCCUUGCCUUGCGUCGCGCCGCCAAGUGCUGCCGCCCGAGCACCCUGGCAUUGCCAAGACGAUUCUGUCGGUUGCGAUGCUGUUUGAAGCCAAGCACGAGUUUGCAGCCGCGGAACCCCUUUUGCGCGAGUACUGUGCGCUCCAAACGCGCUUGGUUGGGCCUCAGCACCCAGCGACGAUCUUCGGACGCUUUGCGCUCGCCGAGCACUUGGUCAAAACCCACGCCCUCGAGGCCGCCGAAGCCAUCUUCCUCGACUGCGCUGCCAGUGCCAUGACGACAUUCGGCCCCAGCGCCACCGAAACAAAGCACCUCGAAAGCGCUGUCGAGGUCUUCUACCUCAAUCGAAGCCAAACGAGCAUGAAGGCGAAAGAGUGGGGCGAUGCGGCGCGCGACCUGGCGGCCCUCGAGGCCUUUGGUACCGUCCAUCCGCUGAGCAUUAGAGCCACGGACGCGCUCCGUGUCCUCAAGCAGCACUUGCCCGUGGGCGCGCCCCACAAGGUCGCCUCGGGCUAA
Saprolegnia parasitica CBS 223.65 is the source of this 2223-nucleotide messenger RNA. RefSeq lists its product as hypothetical. The record is from RefSeq and is a predicted model, not a curated record. The transcript has a single exon. Lineage: Eukaryota; Oomycota; Saprolegniomycetes; Saprolegniales; Saprolegniaceae. The coding region runs from base 1 to 2223 and encodes 740 amino acids. Gene Ontology annotation, molecular function: protein binding.